This is a messenger RNA of Lachancea sp. 'fantastica', 1794 nucleotides long. The record is from the annotation of a GenBank genome assembly. Lineage: Eukaryota; Fungi; Ascomycota; Saccharomycetes; Saccharomycetales; Saccharomycetaceae.
AUGAGCAACCACGCCGUCCCUGCGCACUCUGUGCUCAGCGAUAACGACGUCGAAAUCGUCCGCACAAACUUGGAAUUGGAAAAAGAGAGAAUCCCAAAAACUGCCCUGCAAAAAUUGUUGCAUUCACUGGAGGUUCCACACGAUGAGAAGCCGCUGUCCGCGUUGAGAAACCCCGAUUUAGAGCCUAUUAUGCCCCGUGAACGUGUGUGGGGCUUCUGGUCGUUCUUCGCCUACUGGGGGCUACCCAACUUUGCCGUAGCCACUUUUUCGACAGGAUCCGCGCUUCUGGCAUUAGACCUCAACAUCCAGCAAUCGAUCGGUGCCUUGACCAUUGCCAACGUCCUUAUCGCCGUUUUUACCAUUUCAAAUUCCAAUCCGGGUGUCAAGUACCACGUCGGUUACACGCUGAGCCAACGAAUGAUCUUUGGGAUUUACGGGUCCUAUCUGGGAAUCAUCAUCCGUGUGGGAAUAUCUGUUGUACUCUACGGGUACCAAGCUUGGCUGGGCGGGCUGUGCUUCAACAUGGUUUUCGACUCGUUCUCCCGCAAUUACCUGAAUAUGGCUAACACGUUUCCGGCUAGCGUUCCAAUGGCUAAAAAGGACCUUAUUGGGUUUCUCUGCUUUCAGCUGGUCCAAAUGCCGUUUGCAUUCGUUAGGCCUAGUCGUGCGAACGUGCCGUCUAUCGUCACCUGUAUGAUGACCAUGUUUUCGAUUAUCGGUAUGCUGGCGUAUCUGGUAAAGGCCAACGAUGGGCCAGGUCCGUUAUACUAUAAAGACGUGACUCUCUCUGUGAGCCAGCGAUCAUGUGCUUGGAUCUACGCAAUGACAAUCUGGUACAGUGGGAUCUCACCUGCUGUCGCCAAUCAAUCCGAUUACUCCCGUUUCAGUUCCCACACGUUGCGCUGUUACGUGGGUCUGUUCAUCGGGAUCGUUGCACCAGGCACUUUCGUUUCGCUCGCAGGGAUGCUGUGUGCCUCAGCGUGCAAAGGUCUGUAUGGUACAGCUUUUUGGACUCCCAAUGAAAUUGUGGAACAAUGGCUCAAUAACGACUACUCUUCCAAAGCACGGGCUGCAGCUUUCUUUAUCGGAAUAAGCUUUACGGGAUCGCAAGUAUUUUUGAAUCUCACACAGAACGGCUAUGCCUGCGGCAUGGAUCUUGCAGGAAUUUUCCCACGUUACAUUAACGUAACUCGAGGUACGCUAUUUGUUCAGCUCAUCUCGUGGGUUGUACAGCCAUGGACAUUUUUCAACACUUCUUCGGCGUUCCUAAACGCCAUGAGUUCUUUCGGUAUAUUCGUGACGCCUGUCGUGGCGCUUAAUAUCAUCGAGUUUUACUGGAUUCCCAAAUCCAAAAUCACACUAAUCGAUUUUUUCACGCUUUCUCCCCGUGGUGCGUACUGGUACGACUACGGGUAUAACUGGAAAUCGCUACUGGCGCUUAUCGUUGGCAUUGUGCUCGGACUGCCUGGUCUCGUCUACGAAACGCACCCUGAUAUCAAGGAGAACACGGGAAUGAUGAACUUUUAUUAUGGUUACAUGUUCUUCAUUCCCGUGGUAACGGGCGUGCUGUAUAUUGGUCUCACGUUAGCGUUCCCCAGCCAUCACGAAAAACUCGGCCAGGACGAUCCCGUGGACUUUUUUAACUGCUUUUCCGACAGAGAGGUUGCUAACAUGGGGAUGCUGUCCUACCAUAACGCCGAUAUGUACGAGGUGUUGGAUGCAGAAGAGUCCCAGGAUGGUGUCGAUAAAGUUGUUCUAGAGGGAAUAGAGAACGGCGGCAAGCAGGGAAUGUAG